AUGUCACGUGACCCCCGUAUCACCAGCAGCAAUGGGAAAGCCAUCCAAGAGUACUUCCAAGACGCACCCUCAGCAGCCGUCGACAUUUCCAAGAUCAUCGACGACUACAACAACCACAUGAAUGGCGUCGACAUGAGUGACCAGUACCGAUCAUACUACAGCACCCAAUUGCCAGUGUGCAGAACAUGGAUGCCACUCUUUUUCUGGAUCUUGGAUACCACGAUUAUCAAUGCCUACCUAAUCCACCAACACAAGGAGGAACGCUCUCACACAAGGAGUUUCGAAUCGAAGUAG
Messenger RNA from Linnemannia hyalina, 294 nucleotides. The record is from the annotation of a GenBank genome assembly. Lineage: Eukaryota; Fungi; Mortierellomycota; Mortierellomycetes; Mortierellales; Mortierellaceae.